Messenger RNA from Hermetia illucens (black soldier fly), 1772 nucleotides. RefSeq names its product terminal uridylyltransferase Tailor (gene Tailor). The coding region runs from base 174 to 1592 and encodes 472 amino acids. Gene Ontology annotation, biological process: mitochondrial mRNA polyadenylation; mRNA 3'-end processing. Gene Ontology annotation, molecular function: poly(A) RNA polymerase activity. Lineage: Eukaryota; Metazoa; Arthropoda; Insecta; Diptera; Stratiomyidae. The record is from RefSeq and is a predicted model, not a curated record. The transcript has 8 exons.
CGCAGCUGAUUUGUGUUGAAGUUUACGUGCUAAUAAAUUUGUGAACGUGCGUCCUGGCCGUGUGGGGUCCGGGUUUUCCGCGCCGGUGUUUGAUGCUUUUCAACAGGUCCCAGUUCUUUUGACCUACCAUUUAGAAGUUCUCCAGGGAGUUUUCAGAAUCAGCCAGAACCACCAUGGGCGAUGUGGAUAUCCCGGCAGGAGUAAGCGAACAGCUUUGCGAUAUAAAUUUGGAGAUUAGAACUUUUCUUGAAAAAUUCGCAAAUUUUCGACAAACGAAUGUUGUUGACAGCGUCUUGUGCCAGAAUCUAUGUCAGCUCGUUGAGGAAAUUGAGUCCUACAUGGACAGCAAUCCCGAGGAGAUCCCAUCUCCAAUGCUGAGUGAUGUCAACAUCGAUUUCAAGAAGAAUCAUUUAGAGCAAGUAGUGUUCUGCAAUAAAUGCCAAGUUAAAAUAGCAAACCGGGUUCAUAAGAUUAGAAAACAUUUAACAUCGGAAAAACAUAUCAGCGGGCAGAUAAAGGGGGAAAGGGAUCACGCAACCAAACAAGUAAAGCUUCCAAAAAAGAUGGCUGCAUUUGUAAGGAGUAACUUUUCCGAAUAUUUGACUGGAACUGCUGCUACGGCCGAUGCGCUCAAACAGAUUCCAGCAUAUGACGCAAUUCGAAAUUCAUUGACGAGGGCCUUGAAAAAUAUCUACCCGAAUAUGAAGGUGCACUUUUUUGGGUCAAGAAUGAAUGGCUUGGGUAAUAAGGAUUCAGAUUUGGACAUUUUUAUUGACAUUGAUGAUAAAUAUAACACACUUCUUGGCUCGAAGCAAGCCAAACAAAAUGUUCAAUUAGUUCAAAAUGAACUUCAGAAGCGAACGGAUGAAUGGAGGGCGUUCACGGCAAUCUUAUCAGCGCGUACACCAAUUCUCCGAGUGUAUAACCAUAAACAUAGCAUUGAUUGUGAUAUAUCCUUUUCUAGCUUAGGAGAGUGCAAUACGCUCCUAAUCAGUUACCUCAUCGGACUCCAACCUAUAUGUCAACAAAUGUGCCUAUUUUUGAAGAAGUGGUUCAAGACUUCUCAAUGCCCCGAAUCCUUUUCCAGCUAUAUGUUUUCUUUAAUGGUUAUUUUUCAUUUACAACGACAGUCUUAUUUACCUGCUGUGUUUGUUUUGCAACAUUGUGUGGAUCCAAGCUGCAUUGGUCCCUGGCAAGGAAACUUUGCCCGCCUGCCACUCGCUGAAUUCAACAUGGAAAAGAUUCCUCAAACACCAGAAAAUAUUUUGCAACAGUUGAUCUCAUUCUUCAAUUUUUAUGCUUCUGUUGACUAUGCCAACAACAUAAUUUGCCCAUUCACUGGAUCUUUGGUGGUGAGAAAGAACUUCAACAACAUGAAAGAAGUAUUUGCAAGAUAUGACUACUACCGAUUGAACAGUGCAGAAAAAGAGGAACUUCGAUUGGGGACACCCAUCUGUAUUCAGGAUCCUCUGGAGCAUAAUCAUAAUGUUGCAAAGGCAAUCACUAACAAAGCCUUGAGCAGUUUUGCCAAUAUUUGUCGAUUAACAGCAAUGGAGCUUAAAAUUCGUCAACAAAGUGAAAAUAAAAAGUAAUGGCAUGAGCUAAGACAAUGACGCACAAACAGAUCAUUUGAAAGGCGACAACCUGUUAAGGACUAUCUCAUGGUCUUUUUUAUCAAAAGUGAACAGAAUCUAUUUGUAUGUUUUUUUUUCGUUUCGUUUUUUUUUUAAUGUUGGUUUCUAUUUGAAUUAAAGCAAGAUCUGUAAUUCAAA